AUGAAUCCAGUCCAGGAAGAUAGACCGUUCCGUCUCCUCGAUGCAGCUGCCAAGGCAACAACAGUUGCUCUCACUCGCGCCAACAUUCGCCAUGGGUUCAUUGGCGGAUAUGCAACGUCUCUUAUUGGCGGAUCGAGAAUGACUGAGGACAUUGAUGUCAUCGUGGAUUCGGAUGCAAGCGACGCCCGCAGCGUGCUUCUCCGGGCCGACGCCCGCUUCACAAUGACCCCCAGCAGCAGACUUGUGUUUUCGGGAGGGGGUGAUGGGCCCAUCGCAGUUGAGCUUUUUCGUGGAGGAAAAGACAAACAGAUGAAGUUGCCUGACGCAAAUGCAGUUUCUCUUCUUUUCGUCACUGCCAAUGACCUGCCGGGGCGUGUUGAGGAGAUCCCAAGUAAGUACCUGUUCAUCCUACUAGAUCCACUUUUUGCGGUCACUCAUCGUGCGCAAGUCCCCAUCAUUGCACCCUCGGUCCUCGUCUUCACCAAGCUCAAGAGAUGGGCAUUUAUCGCCGACUCCACCCGUCCCGCAAGUAUCAGAAAAGCAGGCGCGGACAUCAAAGAUAUUCAUGUAAUCCUGACCUGGCUGCGUAACAAUGACGGUCUACUCGAUUUCGAGGGUUAUCCGGAGAAGCCCAGGCAUGAGUUAAUCGCCUUGGUUCGCAAGCUCUACCAGAUGCACACAACAACUCGCCCUUUGCUUGCGGUCACCUUGAGCGCAGAUGACUUGACGCUCAUCAGCAAUUAG
Messenger RNA from Penicillium bovifimosum, 744 nucleotides. RefSeq lists its product as uncharacterized. NCBI's taxonomy places the organism in Eukaryota, Fungi, Ascomycota, Eurotiomycetes, Eurotiales, Aspergillaceae. The record is from RefSeq and is a predicted model, not a curated record. The transcript has 2 exons. Bases 1 to 744 code for a protein of 247 amino acids.